Hevea brasiliensis (rubber tree) is the source of this 1679-nucleotide messenger RNA. RefSeq lists its product as uncharacterized. The record is from RefSeq and is a predicted model, not a curated record. Bases 207 to 1487 code for a protein of 426 amino acids. NCBI's taxonomy places the organism in Eukaryota, Viridiplantae, Streptophyta, Magnoliopsida, Malpighiales, Euphorbiaceae. The transcript has 4 exons.
UUUUCUAAUAAUCAAGCAAUCAAAGCCAUUAUCCCUUCUCUAAUUGGGCUGUGCUUGGUACUCGCAAUAAUUUCCCACAACUGGCGCCUUGUUAUUCCGGAUCCUUCCUAAUUUAAACGCGCAGGCAAAGGAGAAGCGGCUGUUAAGACAGCUCCUUAGUUCUCUGCUAGUCUCACCAAAAACUCAAACCAGUACAAGCCCACACCAUGGAAGACAACGGGGAGCCUUUAACCGGGGGGAAUAGCAAAAUCACGCGAACUGUCUCGAACGCCUAUGAUGAAUUUCAUAGCUUCAGAUCAUACCUUCGAUGGAUGUGCCUGGAUCAAUCCAAUAAAGGGUUGAUUUGCCUUUCUUGGUUCAUGUUCAUUCUCUUUGCCAUUGUCGUCCCUGCAAUCUCCCAUUUCGUGUUGGCCUGUGCCUCCUGCGAUAGCAAGCACACAAGGCCUUAUGAUAGCGUCGUGCAAUUGUCGUUGAGUAGCGUCGCCACUUUGUCUUUCGUUUGUUUGUCGAAAUUUAUUAGGAGUUAUGGGCUGAGGAGGUUCUUGUUCUUCGACAAGCUCUGCGAUGAGAGCGAGACUGUGAGAAACGGGUACAUGAAUAAGCUCAAUAGGUCAUUGAAGCUUCUGUCAUUCUUCGUCGUCCCAUGCUUCAUUGCAGAAUCUGCGUACAAGAUAUGGUGGUAUGCCUCCGGUGCCUCUCAAAUACCAUUCUUGGGCAAUGUCAUCCUAAGCGACACCGUUGCUUGCAUAAUGGAGCUGUGCUCUUGGCUUUACCGUACCACUAUCAUCUUCUUAGUGUGCGUCCUCUUCCAUCUUAUCUGCCACCUCCAGAUCCUACGCCUCCAGGACUUCGCUCAGGUUUUUCAAGUUGAUUCCGAUGUCGAAUCUGUGUUAUCGGAGCACCUUAGGAUCAGGAGGCAUUUGAGGAUCAUCAGCCAUAGAUAUCGAGCAUUCGUUUUGUGGGCCCUCAUUUUGGUCACAGGGAGCCAAUUUGCUUCCUUGCUCAUUACCACCAGGUCUGGUGCUGCUGUUGAUAUUUACAGAGCUGGAGAACUUGCGCUAUGCUCUAUAACCCUUGUCACGGGGAUCCUGAUAAUACUGCGGAGUGCUACAAAAAUCACACACAAGGCUCAAGCUGUUGCUUGCUUGGCUGCUAAGUGGCAUAUUUGUGCGACAUUAGACUCAUUUGACGCAACAGAAGGUGAGACCCCAAGGACUCCACUGAUGAUCACCGCCGAUGCAGAAUCAGAAGGUGAUGAUGCCGGCGACGAAGAGGAUGAGUUAGAUAACACUAAGUUGAUUCCUGCAUAUGCAUAUAGUACCAUCUCAUUUCAGAAGAGGCAAGCUCUAGUGACAUAUUUUGAGAACAAUAGAGCUGGGAUUACGGUAUACGGCUUCACACUGGAUCGGAGUACACUGCACUCCAUUUUCGGCGUUGAGUUAGCUCUAGUUCUAUGGUUGCUGGGAAAGACUGUCGGCAUUUCUUGAGAAAUAGGGUUUACCAUGUGAAUGUUUAAUUAUCUGGCGAUCCUCCGAUAGGCUUGUUAGAUGCAGUGCGAGAGAGAUUGUAUCAUUGCAUUUAUGUUUCGGUGUUUUUUUUUUUUUUAAUUUUUUUAUUUUGCUCAUUAUGUGCGAUAUUUAUCUUAUUUUAUUAAUUCAUUAAUCGGAUGUCACCUUAAA